Phaedon cochleariae (mustard beetle) is the source of this 597-nucleotide messenger RNA. Lineage: Eukaryota; Metazoa; Arthropoda; Insecta; Coleoptera; Chrysomelidae. The record is from the annotation of a GenBank genome assembly.
AUGAAAUUACUUGAGCAGUAUAAAGAUUCUAUAGCACUUGCAAAGAAUCAAAAUAUUAUCACUGAUACCUCAUUCAAAAAAGCAUUGGAUAAUUGUUUUUCUGUCCUGGCAGAAAGAGAUAAAAUACAUGGCACUCAUACCUUUGAUUCAAAGCCAGACAUUACCAAAGAAUUCUAUGCAGCACUACUUUCUGUGACCACUGAAUUUGUAAGAAGAGCAUAUUGUAAAGAAGACAUUCAGCAAUACCUAAGUGAUGAUUGUGGAUUAUCCUCAUCCAGAGUAGAAAUGUUUCUACAUGAUUUUUACAAACAUAGGUUGGGCAUUGAAAUGUCCUUGCUGAACAUUGGUGACUCCCUACCACACAUUACUGAUGUUAAAUGGAAAAUUGAUUAUAUUAUGAAGUCAAGUACAAUGGAUUCCUCUGAAGGCCCAUUGUUCAGGAUAUGUCUUGUCACAGACAAGUAUGAUCCAGAAACAGAGACAAAAAAGAUGUCUACUAUAAAUUUCACUUGCACAUCUCAGGAACUACAAGAUUUAGUUUAUAAGCUGAAAGACUCUGUGAGACAUUGUAGUACUGUAACAAGUAGAAUUUUGUGA